Molecule: messenger RNA, 2236 nt
Organism: Aphis gossypii (cotton aphid)
Lineage: Eukaryota; Metazoa; Arthropoda; Insecta; Hemiptera; Aphididae
Exons: 1
Coding region: 141-1700 (519 amino acids)
Source: RefSeq, a predicted model, not a curated record
UUUUAACACAUUAAUUCUUAUCUACCUUUCCAGUAGGAAACCCACACCAUAAUAACAUAUAUAUAUAUAUAUAUAUAUAUUAUAAAUGUAUAUUAUAUAAUAUAAUAUAUAUCUAUAUUUGUGAUACGCCAACAGUGAAAAUGUUGUUUGCAUUCGCGUUAACAUCGGCAUUGGCCAUGUCUGCGGUACUCGGCCGUUCGUCCGGCCCGAUACCAACACAGCUGACGUUCGUAAGAGAAGAACGAAUCCAAGGCCAUUCGGACGAAACGGCGCAGAUCGUGGACGUCGACGGCCGAUCGUCAAACCUAAAAUACGUGAUGGCGAUCCAGAGCUCGAGCAUUUGGACGGACAUCAAGAAACGGUCGUUGACGAUAAAAACGGGACAGCGUUUGGACGACGAGCUCAUUGAAAAAUCGCCGGUUGACCUUUCCGACGAAGAACUGGCGCGACUGAAGUUAGCGUGCCAUGACGGGCUCAAGUGCGUGGCCGUCGACCAGCUUUUGGUGCUCAAACAGGUGAGGGAACCACAGGCCGACGGAAAAUUGUCGGUACGCACGGUCAUCACCAAGAUCACCCAGGUAAUAAGCCGGUACACAAAAGAGUACCACAAAGACGUUUACCAGUACGAGGCGGUCACGCAAUCCGACGAUCCGUCCAAAGUGUACGAGUCUGUGACCAACAUAGUGGAGGACAACAAGGAACUGUGUCAGAUCGACUACGACGCGUCCGCCAUCGUGGACGAUAAAAGCCUGCCGAAAAACGUCGAUGGCGAAGCCGUUGGCGGGGCGGUCGUCAAUAACAACACUUCCGGAAACUAUAACACGAUCAAAAACCUAAGUGUCGAUGACGGUACCGUCAACAGUGCGACCAUCGAAAAAGAGCCUUCCGACACAAUCACCAUCUACGAAUCGUCACCUGAAUCCAAAAUUCGUCGUACUGACGACCACCCGGACUACCCCGAUAUGGUAAUCGUCAUCGCCCCGAUAGGCAAAACCGCCGACAAUGACGGAAAUACCAAAAAUCGGUCUCCAGACCACCUGUCCGAAAGUACCGGUACGCCCUCCAUCGUUACCGACGGCCCGAACGGGAACGAAGUCAAAGCUCCCGAAAACGGUGCUCGACAAGGACGCGCUCGCGGACAAUACCGCGCACGAGACCUCAACGGUACAUCCGACCGAUCAUAUGAGCCAGUUUCGACGUCCGGCGGAAGCGGUUCCGGGACGCCAAAAGCAGACGGCAGCCGAAAGACUCGUUGGCCACGUCCAGAAGUCCUCAACCGCUUGGGUAAAGACGACCAGAACCGUCGUGCAGACGUCGUGCAAAACAAUAAUGCGAUCGUGAAAAACGAAAAUGCCGGGGCCGGCGGCGAAACGGAUUCCGACUCGGACGUCGUGACCGCAGGUUCGCACGACCACGCGAACGUGUGGAAAGGUUUCGUGGGGAACGGUACGUUCAACAACGGUAACAUGGAGGAGGACGACAUCAACAACGGGACGAUCAACGAAGGCAGGAUCGAAAGAAGCAGCGCGGAUAAAGGUAUCAUAAACGUGGGCACGGUCAACAACGGGUCGGUCAACUACGGUACGUCCGACGAUCUGACCAACAACGGAAAUGCGGCGACGUUGAACAAUAGCGACGUCGAAAAAUACUUGUCUUCCGUCGAAAAGAUGUACUCGACGAUCCUGGAACGGCUCGGCUGAUUAAUCGUCGUCACAUUAUACCUACUCUCGAUAUCGUUAUGGUAUUAUAACGUCGAGGCGGCGUUUUCGUAUAAUUUAACGUUUUAAAACGCACGAUUUUCAUUUUUUUAUAAUAUUUAUAACACUCCUAACCUAACGCGCCACGUCGUUAUGAUAUUUCGUGAGAUGGUAUAGUAAUAAGUUAUUAUCACCAUACUAUUAUUACGUUGUCAUUUUCAUCGUAUUAUUUAUUUUACGUAAUUUAUAUUAAUUUAUUCGUGAUUAAUGUUUAGUUUUGAGUAAUAUAUACUAUUAAUAAUAUAAUCAAUCUAUUUUAUUUUAUCAAUCGACAAUCACAUAUUAUAUUUGUUUGGUACCUAUAGUUGUUAUAAUAAUAAUUAUUCAUUGAAGUGAUAUUGCUGUACACGUUUAUCGACACAAUAUUAUAGAAAACACGUUAUGAUUAUUCCAUACCGAAGUUUUUAUUAUCCGCGUCAUUUGAACGAUGUAAGCAUGGACGAUGUUGUUUGAAAUAAAAUGUACGACUUAAUUUUAAA